AUGGCCGCCCCCGCUUCCGACCUGGGCCCCCUAGGAUACCUGCUACUACUCCUGCUGGUUACCCCAAUCUGGGUCGCAUCAGUCAGUCACCGAAACCGACACCCUAAAAGCCAGGCAAAUUCAUUGAGUGGUGACGUGGCCUGUGGCCAGCCAGUUCUGGAGGGUAAGAUCUUGGGAGGAAUGCCAUCCCCCUUUCAGAAAUGGCCGUGGCUGGUCAGCCUGCAUUACGCUGGCUUUCAUUUCUGCGGUGGCUCCAUUCUCAAUACCUACUGGGUGCUGACGGCAGCACACUGCUUUGCCAGGGAGAAGAGGAUUGAAAGCUUUGAUGUGUAUGUGGGCAUCAACAACCUCGACGUGGCCACCAGACACACCCAGUGGUUUGAGAUUAACAAGGUGAUCAUUCACCCCACCUACGGACUCUUUCACCCUAUUGGAGGGGACGUGGCCCUCGUGCAGCUGAAGAAACCCAUCAUAUUCUCUGACUCCGUGCUCCCCGUUUGCAUGCCGCCUUCCAACCUCAACCUCGACAGUGUGCCUUGCUGGGCCGCUGGAUGGGGACUGGUCUCACCGCAAGGUGACACCUUGAAACAGCUACAGGAAGUCCAGUUGCCACUAAUCCCCAAGUUCCAGUGCCAGCUGCUCUAUGGAUAUACGUCUUACCUCCUGCCGGAAAUGCUGUGUGCUGGGGACAUCGCGAAUGUGAAGAAUGUGUGUGAGGGUGACUCUGGUGGCCCACUGGUAUGUAAGCUGAACCAGACCUGGCUGCAGAUUGGAAUAGUUAGCUGGGGCCGCGGGUGCUCCCACCCCCUGUACCCAGGGGUGUAUGCCAAUGUCUCCUAUUUUUUGAAUUGGAUUCGUUAUCAUGUGAAGAACACACCCAUUCCUCCUCAGGUGUCCCCCUCGCUCUCUUCAUCCCUGAGAGCCACCCUUAGCAUUUUUGUGACCGUGCUGGCAAGCCUGUUGGUGUGGUGA
Messenger RNA from Microtus ochrogaster (prairie vole), 972 nucleotides. It is a transcript of the gene Prss38, whose product is annotated as serine protease 38. NCBI's taxonomy places the organism in Eukaryota, Metazoa, Chordata, Mammalia, Rodentia, Cricetidae. Gene Ontology annotation, molecular function: serine-type endopeptidase activity. Gene Ontology annotation, biological process: proteolysis. The record is from RefSeq and is a predicted model, not a curated record.